Messenger RNA from Larimichthys crocea (large yellow croaker), 2230 nucleotides. RefSeq names its product E3 ubiquitin-protein ligase TRIM39-like. The record is from RefSeq and is a predicted model, not a curated record. Gene Ontology annotation, molecular function: metal ion binding; protein binding. The transcript is spliced from 7 exons. Bases 117 to 1754 code for a protein of 545 amino acids. Lineage: Eukaryota; Metazoa; Chordata; Actinopteri; Sciaenidae.
GAAAUGAAACUUAACAAAAGGAGGAGGGCUCAGAGGAAGGACACACACUAGAUGGGAGUAAAGAGAGACAGAGUGAGAAAUCUGUGAGAUAAGGAGGAUCUCAACCUCUGAACGAUAUGGCAUCCACCCAAGCAUCACCCAGCGAGAUCUGCUCACUGGACAAGCAUCUAAUAUGCUCUAUCUGCAUGGAUCAAUUUGUGGAUCCGGUCACUACAACCUGUGGCCACUCCUUUUGUAAGAAAUGUAUGGACUGCAACAUUAGAAUCAAUGACGGGACAUGCCCUCUGUGCAAGGCACAUCAGAACAGAACCCCACAGGUCAACAUCGUCCUGAGAGACAUUAUCAAACAGAUUAAAGAGAUGAAAGACGAUGAGUACACUGGUGCCCCCGGAGAAGUGGCCUGUGACAUCUGCACAGAAACACGAAAGCUGAAGGCUGAGAAGUCCUGCCUUGUGUGUCUUGCCUCGUAUUGUUCGACCCACCUGGAGAAUCACUCCACAACUAAAAGGCUGAAGGGCCACAAGCUGGUGGAACCUGUGGAAAACUUGGAUGAGAGGGCCUGUCUGCAGCAUGGACGCCCAUUGGAGCUGUACAGCAGAAAGAAGGAGAGAUGCAUUUGUGUACGCUGUAUGGAUGACAGUCAGGAGGAGGUUGUUUCUACUGAAGAUGAAUGGGACAACAAGAAGGCUAAGCUUGAAAACACCAAGACAGAGUUACAACAGAAAAUUGAGAAGAGGAAAACCCAGGUGGAUGAAAUCAAUGCAUCACUGAAGAUCUGCAAGGACGAGAUGGAGGCGGAGUGGUGGGAUAUCGAGGGUGUGUUCACAGCUGUGAUUGCCAUUGUGGAGAAAGCUCAGGCAGAAGCUCUUCAGCCACUAAAGGACAGGAGGCAGGCCGUGGAGAAAGACGCGAAAGACCUGAUAGAGAAGUUGGAAGCAGAGAUCACCUCACUUGAGAAGAACAUCUCUGACCUGGAGAAGAUAUCCGUACUGCAGGAUCACAUCCUUUUCCUGCAGAGUUACCCAUCUCUUCAAGAUGUGAACAUCAAAGACUGGACAAAGGUAGAGUUUGACACUUCACUGGCUUUUGGCACCAUGAGAAAAACCACAACAACCCUGCUGGAACAAAUUCAACAGAAACUGGAGAAGCUGACCUCCAUUGAACUUAAGAGAGUCCCAAAGUUUACAGUGGAUGUAAAGCUGGAUCCAAACACUGCACACCAACGCCUUCUUCUGUCCGAUGAUGGCAAGGAAGUGAAAGAUGGGGGGGAGAACAAGGAAGUAGAUGAUUCUUCUGAGAGGUUUGAUCUGUUUGCUAGCAUCCUGGGGCUUAACAAACUGACCUCUGGGAAGUCUUAUUGGGAGGUGGAGGUCAGCAACAAGACAGGGUGGGACCUGGGUGUGGCAAGAGGCGACGCAAUCCGCAAAGGAAAACUAUCACUGAACCCAGAUAAUGGUUACUGGGUUACUGUGCAUUAUGAAAAUGAAAAGUACGCCGCCCUGACAGCACCACCAGUUCGUCUUACCCAGAAAGACAAGCCUGAAAAGGUGGGAGUGUUCGUGGAUUACGAGGAAGGUCUUGUGUCCUUCUACAAUGUGUCGGCUCAAUCGCACAUCUACUCAUUUAUUGAAUGUUCGUUCAAUGACAAGAUAUUCCCAUAUUUCAGUCCUCAUGCAAAACAAGAUGAAAAAAACGCAGAUCCUUUGAUUAUUUCUACUGUGAAACCCUGCGUGCAGGGCAUGGAUAUGUCAUGAACGAUGUGAGUUUGCGUUUCCCAACAUUUCCCAAUGGCAUUGGCCCAAAAUAAUGUCACAUUUUAGCAGCAAGUUACUUUUUCAGUGCCUUACUGGUCCCAAGGCAUGAAAUACUUUGGCUUCGUCGAUGCCCCUAUGAUGCUGUAGGUACGCCUCUAGUGUAAUGUUUAGAUGUCAGAUGAUUUUGUAUAAGGAAUGAGAAAAGUCAAGGUGGUGGAGGUCCAAAUAGACCCAGUUAGAACUUUAAGACUUAAUCACAAACAUUGAUGGAUAAAUGAUUUGCAGUCUAUAAAUUUCACUUUAAUGUUUUUGCAUUUUAAACCUCUUGGUCAUGGGUUUUUCUACUGUGCAUAAAUGUCAAGUGUGUGCGCAAAUUACAUACAAUACAGCCUAUUUGCAGACUAUUUACAAGUUCUGUAACUACCUUGUUUUUUGUUUUGUUUGUUUUGUUUUACCUCAAAAAUUUUAAUAAAAAU